Messenger RNA from Orbicella faveolata, 1492 nucleotides. RefSeq names its product dolichol kinase-like. The record is from RefSeq and is a predicted model, not a curated record. Gene Ontology annotation, cellular component: endoplasmic reticulum membrane. Gene Ontology annotation, biological process: dolichyl monophosphate biosynthetic process. Lineage: Eukaryota; Metazoa; Cnidaria; Anthozoa; Scleractinia; Merulinidae. Gene Ontology annotation, molecular function: dolichol kinase activity.
GUCUUUUUUUAUUAUUCAGAAUGGUCGCGGAGUCUGCAGUGGUUAUUGCAUCUAGCUUAUAUAUAUUUUGCAGCUUUUUUGAGUUGAAACAAAGCGCUGGCUUCAUUUUGUUCCAUGGCAUCUUGUUUUUAUUAGCUUGUAUUCCCUCGAUGAAGUGGGAUGUAGGGAUAAAGAAAUGGUUUCAUCUAAGGCCAUUUGCUGGAGAUGGUGUGGAAAUUGGUUCACUGCUAGUUCCCAUGGUACUGACAAGUCAAAUGGCAUUCAUUGAGAGAUGGGAGAGUAAAUACCUUAAAGUAACAGAGGUGGAGAGGUCUUAUCUUUUGGCUACCCAGUUGAUGAGCAUGCUCACUGUCUCCAUGCUGCUGAUUGUAAAUCAUGAGAAACCUCUGAUUUCGUCAUUCUUCUUUUUUGUGGUGACAACCUGCAUUGCAGCCACAAUAAAUGUUCAAUGGGAUGUAGAUAUCAUGCGAGUGUCAGUAUGUAUAUGCCUGUUCUUUGUUAUUCUGUUUGCUGUUUUACGAUGGAUACCGAGAUCUUUUACUAUUGGGGAAGCCAUGGUUAUUUCAGAGACAAUAGUUCUGCUGUCAGUUGAUUCUUAUACAAACCUUGGAUUGAAGGUAAACUGCACUGAUCAAAUGUACAAAGUGUUCCAUUUCUCUCCUUUUGUUCAUUUAGAGGUGGAGAGGUCUUAUCUUUUGGCUACUCAGUUGAUGAGCAUGCUCACUGUCUCCAUACUGCUGAUUGUAAAUCAUGAGAAACCUCUGAUUUCGUCAUUCUUCUUUUUUGUGGUGACAACCUGCAUUGCAGCUGUAAUAAAUGUUCAAUGGGAUGUAGAUAUCAUGCGAGUGUCAGUAUGUAUAUGCCUGUUCUUUGUUAUUCUGUUUGCUGUUUUACGAUGGAUACCGAGAUCUUUUACUAUUGGGGAAGCCAUGGUUAUUUCAGAGACAAUAGUUCUGCUGUCAGUUGAUUCUUAUACAAACCUUGGAUUGAAGUUAUCCUAUUUCUCUCCAACCUUUUACAAUUUAAUUGGAAUUCAAGCCAAGGUUACACGAGGUACUCACAGUCUGUGGAUGCAGCUCCUGUUAAUUGGGUCAUUGACAACAGGUCUUUUACUGCUUCCAGUAUUUUAUUAUCUUACACUAGUAAGUGACUACUGGGAGAAAGUGGCUGGAUACAUGGCAUUCUAUGCUGUUAUACUUUUUACAUUCUUUGCACUUCUGUUACCUUGGGCUGUACUCAUGCUGGGUGGCAACAACCCAUUUCUAUGGCUGUGGAAUUAUUUGGACAAUGUACAUAUAAGGGUGAGAAAAUGUGCAAAGAAAAUUGCUACAAUUUUACUUGUUUUAGAAAUAAAAAGUUCUGACCUCCGGAGCCCUGGAAGGGGAUUCCCAUAUGCAAAGGUCCGAGAUGCUCGUCACCUUGCUUAGGGGUAAAAAUCAAAGAUUCUGGUCUCAUUUAUGGAGUUGUUGAUGAAAACACCACUAUUUUUAGA